GCGUAGUGCGGCCGGACGCUGGACCGCCACCCGCGCGCCGCCGGCACCCCGAAGCUCUCCGCAGCCGACACGACCACCCCGGACUGUCUCGGGACAACCACCCCUGUGCUCCCCACGCGGACGCUUUGUCGAACACGACCCGCGUCGCGUUCCUAACUUACAGACUAAGUGCUACGACUCGUGCUUAUUUCACUGGAGUGUUAAUCCGAUUUCAGAAUAUUUAUUGGAUCGCUUCAUCAUAGGCGAAGAUAUAAAAUCGUCAGGUGUCGCAUCAAACUUAAAGAUUGUCUUCACUCCUGAGCUUCAACCACAGUCACAACAUCAUGGAUAUUUUGGUCGAUUUCAUUUACUUUGCCAAAAGUCUGGCUAAUUAAGUUCUCGACCAACAAGGAUUAGGGUUGGGGUGAAUAAUGGGAAAAAGGAACGUACGGAUCAAGUUCGCACACUCGAUUGGUCCGCCGAUUGACUCGAGCACGUUGGGCACGUCCGAGUAGCACCCCAGCCCGCGCCCCGCACUACCGCACUCUCAGUUACCGACGCUCUAGCGACUGCCAAUAAAGUACAAGUCAUACCGGGUUAUUCACUUAUUUAAAUUUAGAUAUAUUUAUUGUAGUACAAAGAUAAACUGAACACAAACAUUGCGAGCAUUCAACAUUGAUGUAGCAAACCUGACAGGAGAACGAACCGAGUAGUCGUCCUCGGUUGUAAAUGAAACGGUAGUCAUGACGGCCACUGCCCCAGAACUGUCAAAGUCAGAUUUCUUUGAUUUCGUGACAUCCAACGAGGUUACUGAUGCCCAGUACAAACAACAGAUGCGUUCUGUUAAUGUGUUCAUGGAAUCACCCGACUCAAGGUCGAACCCACUGCUCUCAGAGGAGCCCAAAGAACAGAACAAUAAUAGUUUAUUGAGCGUGAGUGGCGCGCAGAUUGGCGCCAGCAGUGGCAUGGCCACGGCCACCACGUCCACCACACUGCAGAGCUUCGACUCUAUCUGGAACGUGGACCGCGAGCGUGAUCGCUUGGACAGCACCAUGUUGGAGGAUCUCAACAAGUUUUAUUGGAAUCAGGAAAGCGACAUUAAUGGCACGCAUCCCUGCGCAGACACUGCAAUUUCCAAUAAAUUAAUAAACAACACGGACGGACAAAUUUACACACUGACUGUACUAAAUCAUGACAUGACAGAAACCAGUUCCAACCGGUACUGGGCUAAGGAAGAAGACGUGUCUAUGUCUAGUCCAACUGAUAUAGAGACGCAUAACUCAUUAGAUCUCGAAUCCAUUUUAAAUAUGAACGGAUUUCCCAAUGACUUCAACCAAGAUUUACCAAAAGUAGAAGGUUUCACUUAUGAAGAUGGUGACUCAGAAAGUCAACAUGCUGAUUUAAGUACUAGUGAUUUAGUUAAAGUGGAACCUUACAGCUACGAAGAAGGUGAGUUUCAGACUAGUGAUAAAAAAGAUGACUCACAUAGUUCAUCCCUUCUUGUUACACCUGCCCUAUUAGAAAGUCAAGUAGAAUUCAAUAACAAUAAUAAUGAUUGGAAAAUUACGGAUCAAAAUACGGAAUCGAAUGAAUCUUUGCUCAGAAGUGCAUUACAGGGAAAAGCCUUUAUUAGAUAUAGUACUAUACAAAAAAAUCCUGCAAAAGUCGAUGUAAGUAGUGAUCUGAAACGAGACAUCGCUACUAAUAACAACAAACCUGAUGUACCAUCGAUGUACCAAUCCAAGGAUCAACUGUUAAUGGCGAUUUCACCACAAAGUCGUUUAAACAUAUCGAUAUUAUUAGAAGAUCCAAACAACAGCGUUGUUUCAAAUGGUGAAAACCCUUCAUCAACGCAAAGUGUAGAUGACAUUCUACUGUCACGGCUUGAUACAAAUUACCCAGAAGACUACGAAAAGUUGAAGAGGAUAGCAACGGAGCUCGGAGAAUCGAUGCAACCGUUUUGUACUGUAGAACCCAUUGACCCGACGCGUAGCGUCUAUAACAUACAUCACGUCAAUGGUGAACUGGUUACCAUGAUCCCCGCCGGGGAGGUCCAGCUAAACCAACACUUACAAAUAGUAACAGCAUCGCCUACCGUGACGAGCACGAAACCUGGCAACAGGAGAUACAAAAAACCGCAGAACAAGAACCCGACGCCGACGACGCAGGCGCAGUCAGGCACGGCCAUACAAGCGGCAACCUCCACGUCUAACGGAGUAAGGAAGGAGAGAUCUCUUCACUACUGCUCCAUCUGCUCGAAAGGCUUCAAGGACAAGUACUCGGUGAACGUGCACGUGCGGACGCACACGGGCGAGAAGCCGUUCACGUGUUCGCUGUGCGGCAAGAGCUUCCGGCAGAAGGCGCACCUCGCCAAGCACUACCAGACGCACAUCGCGCAGAAGAGCGCCGCCGCCAACGGCGCCGUCAAGCCCAACAAGCAGAGGUAACAACGUCCCGCACGCCGCCGCCGCCGCUUACACCCCAUUGAUAGUCAAUUGAACUUUAUCAUGGUGAUAUCAUAACAAAUGUAUUUUCUUUUAAUCGAUACUUAAAGGCUGAAAAUAUCACAGAUGAAUUUGGUAAGGUGCUAAUAAAGUAAUAAUUUAUAGAGAAAUAAGACAGUUACGAAAGAGAGAUGUGAAGUUCUCGGCCGUUAAUCUUAUUUGUUAAUUUGUAUGUAAUUCCGCCCGUUACCGUAUACAUGUUAGCUUUAGCUAAGGACAGAUACUUUUAAGUGUUUUACAAGAUAAUAUAAAAUCGACUUACAUUGCAUAUUUAUUAGUCAUAAAUACUAGUUUACGUUAGAAGUCAUAUUUGUAGACAACGUUUUAUGCAUUUUGGUAUAAGUAGGUAGAUAGGUUCCUUGAUGCUCAAGGCACCCCGACGCAGUCCAUGUGGCGCCGGACUGUACAUCAACCAAUAUUUCUAUAAAUUGUGGAUUAUCGACAAUGUAUUCUGCAGUAACAUCAGAUAAAUAGUGAACAAUGAUGAGCACCGCUGGUGUUAGUGGUCGUCGCAGCGCCGUAGUAAUUUCUCCCGCUGUGCGACCGACUGAACUUUCUAAAAAUAAAAAUAAAAAAAGACUAAAAGAACGAGUAUUCGGAACCCAACAUCUUUCACCGCUCAACUAUCGCAUCUCUGUACUGUGCUCCUCUCGGUUUGAACAGUGAUUUUUCUUUUUCGAGUAUGGCUACACUAUCAUUUUUCGACAUUUCUAUUUACUUAGAGUAACUGCGAUGUUUAAGAUAAGGCAUUGAACAAAAAGUUGAAUAGUUGCGCUAUUAUUAUAAUGUGCUCGUCGGAAAUUGGAACGUAAUAGCUUGUUCGGGACGGGAGGGACCAUUAUUCGAGUGUCCAUAUCGGCCGACGCGACGCAGUGAACGGUUUCUCAUUCCCAAUAUUACAUCUUUCGCCUCAUACUGGGAGAGGCCUGAUUGCCCUCAGAUUGCUAUAAAUUAUAAAUACAAGUGGUGUUUCAAUCGCGGUCUUUAAAAUGUGCUCCCUUUCUCGUCUAACAAAUUGGCCUUUCUUUGUUCCGUCUGUGUGUUUAUAACACAGGGCCUCGCCCUGUCAUUAUUUAUAUACGUGCCUAGAUAGAUAGACAUUGUUUACAGUCGGACACCUAUGUAAGUAAUCAUUUUAUGUCUUCCCAUUAUUACUUACCAGUUAUUAGCCAUGAAACAGUAAUCUUGAGUAUGAAAGUGCAUGAAAGUACUGUGCAUGCUUACCUUCCACUCAGUGAAAGUAAUUACCUAAUACGAGUAUAGACAUCAUUCUAAUCUGUUUCACUGACAUUUUCAGAUGCCUUUCUAUACAUUCAGGUGCUUUGUGCUCCGUUUAUCUUACAGAAAUUACUUUUACGUACACAAAGUUAUAUUUAUUAAGAAGUGUAGUUGAGUAUACCUAGUUUACUUUUUAUUUUCAUUAAACAUCUCACAUCGGAUAUAACAACAAUAUUAUAACUAUUGCCAGAGUUGUGAAAGCACUUUCAUUUGCAUUGCACAUGUUUUAAUAAAUUUAAUACGCGUCAUUAGGUGCAGGCCUUUGCAAAUACAAUAGGAAAGCAUUCCAUGUCAUAGUAAAAUUUCUUAAUUUAUAUAUCCCUCGAGUUUGAUUAUGUCAAAUGUUUUUAGAGUAUAUUCAGACAAUGUCGUGGCCACCGAUGAAUGUGCCAGUGGAGCACAAUAAACACGUUAAUAGGUUAUAUCAUGCAGCGUCUAUUACAAUAGUUCAAUUAUGUACCGUGAUUGAAAUUAAACCACCGGAAUUAAGGUCAAGUUAUAACAUUUCGGCCUCCGCACGUCAGGCGCGCGGUAUCACACACAAUGUCAUUGCAGCACGACUUAUUCUUUUUUUCUGUCAAACUAUAUGACUGGACCUAUUUACAUUAAAUGAGCUUUAACUUACAUGUCAAUUUUUGAAUAGAAGGAUCCUUCCGCCCUCUAGCUAAGUGGAUAAUAGCACUUCUUAUAUCUACCUACGUAUAUACCGAUUUGUUAAUUUAAGUAACAGCUUUUGGAGCUUUGAUAACGUCAAAAUAAUAAUAAUUAUUAUUCACCCGGAUACUAGAAAAUUAAAUAGACCUUUGAAAUAAAUAAAUUGUAAAACCCUAUUAUUACGUAGCAACAUAUAAAAUCAACCAAACUGUAAAUCAACAAAUUAAUUAAACUCUUGUUUGCUAAAGAUUUUCAGAUAGAGAUAAGAAAAGUAAAUUUAUUUAUAUCUCAAAAUUACACCUUGCAGUCUGUACAUUAAUUUAAUAUUAUAUUUCUUGGUAUCCGCCGGUUGCAUUGGUCUAAAUAUAAUUUUAACGACAUCUCUCACAUUCACUGUUGGGAAACUGCUGGUUUGAGCUUCUCUAUUUACUUAUAAAUGUUAAGUUGCCGAUAUAAAUAUGCAUCUUGCCAGAAGCAAUACUGAUGAAAGAGGAAUGUUCAGUAUUUAACUAUUUGUAAACGAACACUGCCCCUUGACGCUCCUGUUUGACUUUUUGACGUGGAGUAUUCUCGUUUCAGCACAAAACUUUACAGCACCUUUCAUUUUUGAAUAAAUCUCGGGUGCUCUCUGGCACUAUGGAGGUGCUUUAAAAGAUGCUUAAAUGAGAAUGCUCUUAGAAUAGUAUAAAUGUUUGCGUGGAACUAACUUAAUACUUUUGUUACUAUAGUAAUGAGUUUCAAUCUCAACCCUUUAAGUAUUUCGGUUUUAUUUUUACAGUAUAACUUUAUAUGAAUGCCUUAUAUGUAGUUGAUAUAAAUGAUUAAUGAGAAAAAAGUGCGGUCUACCUAAAUACAGCUUUUAUUGAAUUCAUGCCAUUAAAUACGCCUAAGGCGUUAAGUCCGCCCUUGUACAAAAUGUGCAGAAAUAUUAAAUAAAUAAAUAAAUACCAUUAUAUGUUUACUACAAAACACUUA
Helicoverpa zea (corn earworm) is the source of this 5390-nucleotide messenger RNA. Its product is annotated as asparagine-rich zinc finger protein AZF1. Gene Ontology annotation, biological process: cell fate commitment; regulation of transcription by RNA polymerase II. Lineage: Eukaryota; Metazoa; Arthropoda; Insecta; Lepidoptera; Noctuidae. The coding region runs from base 723 to 2426 and encodes 567 amino acids. Gene Ontology annotation, cellular component: nucleus; cytoplasm. The record is from RefSeq and is a predicted model, not a curated record. Gene Ontology annotation, molecular function: DNA-binding transcription factor activity; histone deacetylase binding; RNA polymerase II cis-regulatory region sequence-specific DNA binding. The transcript is spliced from 3 exons.